AUGCCUACCAUAUCAGUGUAUGAAGAUGAUUUAUUCGAAAAGCUUGGGGAGGAAAUUAUAGAAGAGAAAUUAUUGGAUGUUUGUUUUGAUUUUGGUCUUGAGGUAGAUGAUAUUGAAUAUAAGAAUGAUAAGAAAAUAUAUAAAAUCGAAGUACCAGCUAAUAGAUAUGAUUUAAUAUGUGUAGAAGGAUUAUGUCGUGCUUUAAAAAAUUUCAUGUGUAAAUUUGAUGAUAUAAAAUAUGAUAUAUCAAUGAAUAAUUAUGAUAUAUGUAUAAAAGGAAAUCAAUAUAUUAAAGUAGAUGGAUCUGUUGAUGAUCGAAGAGGUUAUGUUGUUUGUUGUGUUUUAAAGAAUAUGAAUAUAAAUGAUAGUGUAUAUAAUAAUAUUAUAGAGAUACAAGAAAAGUUACAUCAUAAUUUAGGAAAGAAGAGAAGUGUAUUAGCUAUAGGUAUUCAUGAUUAUGAUAAAAUUAAAUUCCCUUUAAAAUAUAAAUUUGAAAAAAAAGAAAAAAUUAAUUUUAUACCAUUAAAUGAAAAAACAAAUUUGAAUGGUAUGAAUUUAAUAGAUUUUUAUAGUAAAAAUCUAAAUUUAAAACCUUAUUUAAAAAUUAUUAAAGAUUUUGACAAAUAUCCAAUAAUUGUAGAUUCCAAUGAACAAAUAUUAUCUUUACCACCUAUUAUUAAUUGUGAUCAUACAAAAAUUAGUUUGAAUACAAAAAAUGUUUUUAUUGAAUGUACAGCUAUUGAUAGAAAUAAAGCUCAGAUAGCAUUAAAUAUUUUAUGUUCUAUGUUAUCUGAAUAUUGUGUUCCUAAAUAUUCUAUACAAUCGUUUGUGGUUAUUUAUGAGAAUCAAGAUUUUAGUGAUGAUCAAAAUUUAAAAAAAAAAGAAACUCAGUUUUUAUAUCCUAUAUUUGAAAAUAAAUCGUUAACUUGUAAUAUUGAUUAUGUUAGGAAAUUGUCAGGAAUUUCACAUAUAACCGUUCAUGAAGUUAAUAAUUUAUUAAAGAGAAUGAUGUUAUCAUGUGAUAUUAUGGAUAAUAAUACAUUUAAGGUUACUAUACCAUUUUAUAGAUCAGAUAUUAUGCAUUGUUGUGAUAUAAUAGAAGAUAUAGCUAUAGCAUAUGGAUAUGGAAAUAUUAAAUAUGAACCACCUCAGAUAUGUAAAAAGCAUUCAUUAAACAAUUGUUCUGAAUUAUUUAGAAAUGUGUUAGUAGAAUGUGGAUAUACUGAAGUUAUGACAAAUGCUUUAUUGUCACGAGAUGAAAAUUAUAAUUGUAUGCUUAGAACGCAUAAAUCAUAUGAUGAUCCAAAUAUAAAUCUUGACGAAUAUAAUCCAUUAGCUGCUCCUAUUCAAAUAAAGAAUUCCAAAACUUCUGAAUAUGAAAUAAUAAGAACAUCAUUAAUUGUAAAUUUGUUAAAAUUUGUAUCUGCUAAUAAGCAUAGAGAAUUACCAUUGCGAUUUUUUGAAAUAGGAGAUGUAUCUUAUGCAACAUAUAACCAAACAGAUACGAAUGCAGUCAAUAAAAAGUAUCUAUCCAUAAUUUUUUCUGAUAAAUUUACAGCAGGUUUGGAGGAAUUGCAUGGUGUCUUGGAAGCUAUUUUAAAAGAAUAUCAAUUAUUUAGUGAUUAUAAAAUUGAGGAAAAAAAAAAAGAAAAUAUAUCUAUACGAUCUGAUAUGUAUUAUAAAUUGAUUCCAAAGGAGGAUCCUUCCUUUUUGAAUGAACGUAUAGUUGAUAUUGUUUUGUUUCCUCACAAUUUGAAGUUUGGUGUUUUAGGUAUUAUUCAUCCGAAGGUUUUGGAAAACUUUUCCCUCGAUAUUCCUGUGUCUGCCAUAGAAAUAAAUGUGGAAACUUUACUUAACGUUUUAAUGAUGUAA
This is a messenger RNA of Plasmodium falciparum 3D7, 1872 nucleotides long. RefSeq names its product phenylalanine--tRNA ligase beta subunit. The record is from RefSeq and is a predicted model, not a curated record. Gene Ontology annotation, cellular component: cytoplasm. Gene Ontology annotation, molecular function: RNA binding; magnesium ion binding; ATP binding. Gene Ontology annotation, biological process: phenylalanyl-tRNA aminoacylation. Lineage: Eukaryota; Apicomplexa; Aconoidasida; Haemosporida; Plasmodiidae.